AUGUCGAAGGUAUUAGAGCAGCUAAUUGCGCGCGGACGUCGCGAGCGCAAACCGACAGAGCAGCGGGAUGUGGCCUUCAGUCUGGCUGAAAUCUCGACAAAUGCCGAGCUCCACGAAAAGAUGGUGUCCAAGGGCGUAGUGAAGGCCUUGCUAACGCUGAUUCUUCAGUCGAGUGACCCCGAAGCACUGCGUCUUGCCUGCCUGUGCAUGGCAAACGUGGCAUCGUGUCCAGCCAGUCGCGUUCGGAUCGUAGAGGACGGGGUGCUGCCACCCCUUGUCAAGUUCUUCAAGGACGACGACAACGAGAAUGACGCCGUCGCGAAGCAGUACGUAGCGAUGACUAUCGGUAACUUGGCGGCUGAACCCGAGAAUCACGAAGAAAUCGUGCAGUUAGGCACGAUUGAGCCGUUGGUGAAGCUGCUGGAUCCGGAGAUCGUGCAUUCCGGCGUCUACUGCGCCUUCGCACUGGCGAAUUUGUCGGUAAACAACGAGUAUCGUCCCCAGAUCGUCGAGGAAGGUGCUAUCCCACGGCUCAUUGCGUUGGCAUGUUGCAAGGAAUUGACUGCACAGCGGCAAUCUCUCGCGUGUCUGCGUGGAAUCUGCAUCUCUCCAGGGAAUCGAGUUGUUGUGGUGAAGGAAGGGAUGCUGGAUCCACUGGUGCUCAUGGCACGCUCUGACGAACCCGACAUCCAGCGUGAAGUAGCGGCAGCCUUCUGCGCGCUCUCAGCUACUCCAGAAAACAAAGUGGAGAUCUCGGAUCGAGCGCUACUGACGAUUAUCUCGCUGUCACUCUCGGGUGACCCGGCUGUUGAGGAGUAUGCAUGCAGCACGAUCGCCAACUUGACUGAACUGCAUGAGCUUCACGAUAAACUACUACGUGAGAACGGCCUGGCUUCGAUCAUGGCAUUGGCAGUGACCAGGGAUCUCAACACACGCUCGGAAGCUUGUCGAUGUCUCGCUAAUCUCACAGCAAACGAAGAAGUACAGCCAGCGUUGAUGAAGGAAGGAGUGUUACAGCCUCUUGCUACUGCGCUGGUUUUAAACCACCACGUCUGUCAACGUUACGCUGCGUUGGCCUUGGCGAAUCUGAGCACGACAGCGAGCUACCAGGUCCAGAUCGUAGGAUUGGGGACGAUCACACCGCUUAUUGCACUCGCCCAAGCGUUCGACCGCGAGCUGGAAGCUCGACGAUACGCCGUGCUCGCGAUAGCGAACCUGGCUGCGAUGAAAGCCAACCACCCGGCGCUGGUUGAGGCUGGAUGUCUGCUGUCCCUGUUCUCUCUGGCAAGUACGGCCGACGCACUGAGUCAGUACUACGUGGCGUUUGCGUUGGCGAACUUCGCGUCAAACGAGCAGAAUCAUACGCGUAUGGUGGAGGAAGGAGGACUUCAGCCCAUUAUCACACUGGCGUCAUCGGAAGAUACUGAUGUGCAUCAUCGAGCUGUUGCAGCUCUACGCGGACUGGGAGUAAGUGAAGCCAACAAGGUCAAAAUUCUUCAAGAAGGCGGACUGGAACCUCUCGUGCUACUGUUACAGUCGGACGACUUGGAAAUCUUGCGGGAGACGUGUGCUGCGCUCUGCAAUCUGUCAGUAAGCGAAGAAACCAAGUACGAAAUUGCUAAGAGCGGUGCCGUGGCCCCGUUGAUCGCGCAUUCUCAGUCCGAAGACAUGGAGCUUGCUCGCCAGAGCUGUGCUACGUUGGCCAACCUUGCGGAGGUGGAAGAAAACCAGGAGAAGAUCUGCGCUGAUGGAGGAGUGCCCCCUCUCAUUGCCAUGAUGCGCUCUCAGUUUGUGGAGGUACAACGUGAAGCGGGUCGCGCUUUGGGAAACCUCUCGGCCUUCCGUCUGAAUCACGAAGAUAUGAUCGAGCAUGGCGGCCAUCAGCUACUGAUCUCGUAUCUAUUGUCUCCCGAUAUGGCUUCGCAGCGUGUUGGGGCAUUAGGAAUCUGCAACCUGGCAACAAACCCAGCGAUCCGUGAGCUGCUAAUGGAAAGUGGGGCCAUGGAGCCUCUGAUGUCUCUUGCUCGGUCUGAAGACGUGGAGCUGGAGAUCCAGCGGUUCGCCAUCCUGGCCAUCGCCAACUUGGCGACUUGUGUCGAGAACCACCGCGCCAUCGUUGAAGAAGGCUCGCUUCCACUGCUGAUCUCCCUGUCCAGUGCUCCUGACGAAGAAGUCCGUCAGUAUGCAGCCUUCGCGCUCGUCAAGGUCGCACUGAACGCUGAUCUACGCAAGCAGAUUACCGAGGAAGGAGGUCUGGAGCCUGUGCUUUUCCUCGCACGUACGCAGAGCUCUGACCUGCAAGCAGACGUCCUACCUGCAAUCUGCACGCUGUCGUUCGCUGAUGCCAACAAGUCCGACAUCUGCAAGUGUGGCGGCUUGCCACCGAUCCUCGGAGCGCUCAAGCAUGCUGAUGUGGGUGUUCAACGACAAGCGCUAUGUGCUGUGGCCAAUCUAGCUGAAGACGUGGAAAAUCAGAGUCACCUCGUGGCGAACGGUGCCAUCCCUCCUGUCGUGGAGGCGCUGCAGCACGGAGGAAUCAUCGCGCAGCGUGAAGCAGCUCGAGCUCUGGGGAACUUGUCGGCUAACUGUGACUUCGCUGAAGUCAUCUUGCGUCAAGGUGCAGCUCCUCCGUUGAUACAGCUACUGGGCAGCGAAGUGGUGGACUGUCAGCGCAUGGCAGCGAUGGCUCUGUGCAAUCUCGGAACAAACGUCAACAACCAGCCAAAGUUGUUGGCGCAAGGUGUGCUUCCGCCCAUCCUAGCGCGUAUUGAAGAAGCUUUGGACCCACGUUCAUUGGCAGAUAACGAUGUGAUCCGCUAUUGUCUCCUAGUGCUCGCUAACCUGGCUGUCUCGCCGUCUACCCACGAGGAAUUACUGGACAAGGCGUUGACGUUUCUCGCUGGCUACGCCAAACAUCGUGACGUCAAGUGCCGCCAGUUCGCCAUCUUCGCGGUUGGCAAUCUGUGCAGCAACCCCAAGAAUAUCGAGCGGAUCGUAGCAACCAAUUGUCUGCAACCUAUCAUCUCGUUCGCAUUCCCAGGAGGUGCCAACGUGCAGUUCCAAGCUAUUGCUGGGCUUCGAGGACUGUCAGUGAACCAAGCUGUUCGUCAACAAGUCGUGCGUCUGGGCGCACUGGAGCCACUUAUCCUAGCAGCCUCGAGUGAGAGCAUCGAAGUGCAGCGAGAGGUAGCUGCGACGCUCUCGAACUUAUCACUAAGUGAAGAGAACAAGAUCACGAUGGCUCGUGGUGGAUGUCUACCUGCUCUCAUCGCUCUGGCAAGUAGCCGAGACUCGUAUCGCGAGCGACAAGCGGUGUGCGCUCUAGCGAACUUGGCAGAGAUGAUUGAAGGGCACACGCACAAGAAGAUGCUGGAGGAAGGCGUGCUAACACCUCUGUACGCCCUAGCAACUGGUGCUGAUCUGGAAGUCAAACGCCAGGUUUCUCGCUGUCUUGCCUUGUUUGCAGCGAAGCCGUCAAGUCAAGCCACUCUGUUGCGAAGCAGUGCACUCCGCUAUAUCUCAGCGUUCGCCCAGGAGACGGAAGAUGCGGUCUGUAGACGAUUCGGAACGCUGGCGAUUGGGAAUCUCGCAGUGGAUCACAAGAAUCACCGUGACUUAUUCGACCAAGGUGCUGUGACGGCGCUUAUGACGGUGGACAAGGCUACAGACCUCGAGACUCGUCGUGCGCUUGCCUUUGCACUGAAUAACCUAGCAGCCAAUGAGAGCAACAGUGCGCAGAUCUCCAAGUUAGGCGGGCUACGCACUGUCAUCGCUCUGCUGCAUGAUGCUGACGAGGACACACAUCUACAGGCUUGUUUUGCUCUACGAAGAAUGGUUGUUGAAGCCAAGAGCCGCACCCAGGCUGUAUCGUUUGGCGCUCUUCUCCCCCUAUUCAAGCUCGCACUGUCGGAGAAUAUCGAGGUGCAGCGCGAGGUUUGUGCUGCGCUACGAAAUCUGUCAUUGAGCGAAGACAACAAAGUCGUCAUCGUACUCAAUGGCGGUCUAGCACCUCUACUGACACUGGUACACUCAGCAGAUGGAGAAGUUGCUCAUCAGGCAUGUGGAGUACUCGCCAACUUGGCUGAAGUCGUGGAGAAUCAAGGACGGAUGGUGAAGGAUGGAGUGCUACAGCACAUUAAGUUUGUGCUACGUGCGAAGAGCGUGGACGUGCAACGUGAAGCACUUCGCGCGAUCGCCAAUAUGUCAGCGGAAUACGCGUACACAGCAGAGAUUGUCUCGAGUGGAGGUCUGGCUCCGCUGAUGGCUGCGUUGAAUGCGCCAGACUUCCUUAGUCAGCGGUAUGCAGCUAUGGGUAUUGCCAAUCUCUCCACGAACGUUGACAACAUCACCAAGAUCGUGCAAGAUGCUCUUGUCCCAACGUUAGUGGCGCUUGCCGAUGGCUCGCUCAAUGGUGAUCUGGACACGCAGAGAUACGCUGUCUUCACGCUCACCAACAUCGCCAGUGUCCGUGCUACGCAGUCUGUUCUCGUUGAUGCUGGAGUCCUUCCUCUCUUCGCAGAUUUACUACAGCACGCAGACAUGGCAUUGAGGAAUGGUGCAGCGUUCGGAAUCGCCAACUUCACCGCGUUCUCGGAGAAUCAUACCGUGCUUCUUGAGCUCGGAGAAGUCUUUUUGGAGGCUUUACUGCGUCUGCUAGAGUCUCAAGACUCCAAGUGUCAGUAUCGUGCUGUGUGCGCAUUACGAGGACUGUGUGUGAACGAGCUAGCGCGACGUGAACUGGUACGUCGUGGCGUCCUGCGUCCUCUACUGGCACUUACCAAAUCCGAGGAUAUGGACGUGCAACAAGAAGUGCUGGCGUGUCUGUGUAACUUGUCUCUUAGUGGCUGUGUCGGUGCGUAUCCCGAAGUAUUUAUCGCUGCGUGCGAGAUGCAGGCCCUGGUGGCGUUCCUGUGCUCCGCUGAUGCCACCUAUCGACUCUUUGGCGCGGUGACACUGGGAAAUAUCGCUGCGAAAGCCGAGUAUCAAGAUGAGCUGGUUGCAGCGGGCGCUGUAUCACCCCUCGUCGAGGUAGCCAACAGCGUGGACCUGGAAACCCAUCGCUGCAUUGCCUUUGCGCUGUGUAACCUCGCUGCCAAUCCGGAUCGCAGACAAAUGGUCGAAGCUAUGGGCGGUCUGCCUCCUAUCAUCCAGCUAGCUUGUUCGGUCGACGUGAAUGACCAGAAGACGGCUAUUGCGGCACUUCGUGGACUCUCAAAUCGACCGGAGACACGUCUGCACAUUGUUUCGGAAGGUGGACUGGAGCCUUUAGUGCUUGGAGCGCGCUCAUCUGACGUACAGCUACACCGUGAGGUCACGAUGACAACGUACAACUUGUCGCUUGCCGAGAAGAACAAGCUGGCUAUAGCUUCAUCACCAUUGACGGGUUCUCUGAUCACUCUGAUGUUGUCCAACGACGAGGAUACAGCGGCAUUUGCGAGCGCUAGUGUCGCUAACAUUGCUGAGAAUUGCGAUACCCAUUCAGCUAUUGCAGAGCAGCGUGGCUUACGGUUCUUCCUGGAAUUCGAGACCCGAGGAGCUCCUGCUCGGGUCGCGCGUGAAGCAGUCAAGUGUGUUGCAAAUCUUUCGUCGAACUAUGCGCUCCACGACUUGUUGCUCGCCGACGGCUGCCACGAAUUCCUUGUACGUGCUAUCGAGCACACAGACUCCAAGACUCGGCUCUUUGGAGUUGUGGGUCUCGGGAACCUCGUGUCCAACCCGCAAAACCAUGCAAGAGUGCUGCGCGAGAAGGUUGUGACGCCUUUAAUUGGGUUAUCCGUCGACGUAGACCACCCUGAGCCUCGUCGGUUUGCUUUGCUCGCGUUAGGCUGCAUCUUCACCAAUGAGGCGAGCCACGAAGCAUUCGUGGGUAACGGAGUUUUACCAGCACUUAUCGCAGCGCUUGACGCAGUAAAUGACAUGGAAACGCGCUUCUACGCAGCCUUCGCACUCGGCAAGAUCUCCACGAACGAGUCACUCCACGAGCUCAUCGGACAGCUCAGUAACAGCGGUGGACCUCUCAUUAAACUGGCGCUGGAUGCCGAGGAAGCCAAACAUCCAAGUGCUCAAUGUCACGCGGUGUCAGUGCUGCGUCGUAUCACAAAUCUGGAUGUGAAUCGAGUGUCUAUGGUUGCACAGCAUCGCGAGGAUCUAGCCGCUGCACUACUGACUUGUGCUCGACACACGGAGCUGUUAGAGAACCAACGUGAAGCUGCAGCGUGUCUGUGCAAUCUGGGUCUGGCGCAAUGCAACAAGCUCAUCUUCGCGACUGCACCCGCGUUGUUCCAGCAGUUAUUUGCCUUGUGCUCAUCUCCUGAUGUCGAAGUCGCACGAAAUGCCUGUGGCGCUGCAGCCAACGUUGCAGAAAAUGCACGCACGCAUGAGUACAUGAUCGAUACCCAUGCGGUGCAUGUUGGAGUCAAGGCAAUGCGAAGUCGACAUCUGCCAGUGUACCGUGAAGCCUCGAGACUGGUGGCUAAUCUCAUGAGUACGCCAGAGUUCCAUGCUGUACUUCUCAAUGAAGAAGGACUUGCUGCUGUGGCCCGAGUGGCCAAGAUUGAAGACCAUGAGUGUCAGUAUAAUACGGCGCUAGCGCUGCACAAGCUUACUAGCAAUUGCGACACGCACCGAGCGCUGCUUGGAUGUGGCUCGGUGCAGACGCUGCAUAUGCUACUUGGCUCUCCUGGACUGGACGUGCAACGUCAAGCAGCGGCAGCGCUUAAGACUCUGACCGCGAAUAAAGACAACAAGCCCACGCUUGCAGAAGACGGAGGCACGAUGCUGGCGCUUAUCUCAUUGUUACGAAGUGCCGACGCAACGCUCAAGACCAUGGGAGCAGCUGGUGUGCGGCACUUGUCACUGUACGCUCCAGUCAAGACGCAGUUCGUGCAUGAAGGAGGUCUACCGCCGCUCUUCAGCUGCUGCGCUGUAGAGGACGACGAUGUAAGACUCCAAUGCGCUGGAGCUAUGGCUACGCUGAGUGAGAACGUGUUGAACCAAGUGCAAAUGGUGCGUGAAGGUGCCUUGCCGGCUCUUCUGGAGCUCACCAAGGCCAGCUACAAUGCAGAGAUCGCACGGCAUAUCAGUCGCACCUUUGCCAACGUGUCAAGUAACGCAGAGAACCACCUUGGCGUGUUCACGCUCCAGGAAUUCCGUGCUAUAUUCACGUUAGCGCAGAGUACAGAAGAGUUUUGUGGACGUGACGCUGCGAUGUGUCUGGGGAAUUUGGCCGUCACUUCGCACAACCAGUUCCAGAUCUCCGAGCUUGGCGGACUGGUCCCGCUGUCGGAGCUGUUGAAGAGCGAGUUCGCGUCUACACGGCAGUACGCGGCUCGUGCUUUCUACCGACUCAGUGCCCACUCGGAGAACCAGCAUCGUAUUGUGGACGCCGGCGCCCUCCCUGCACUUGUGGCUCGACUGAACGAGAUCGGAGACCAAGAAAUCCAGCGCUGUGCAGCCAUGGCCAUCUGCAACUUGUCAAGUAAUGCUAGCAACGAGCAGAAGAUCAUGAAGGCCGGUGCUAUGCGAGCGCUUGUAGCUCUACUGCGGUCUCCGAGCGUCGAGUGUUCCAAGUACGCAGCUAUGGCGUUGUGUAACUUGACAGCCAACCCGGCCAACCAGCUGCAUCUCGUGGUACAAGACGACGGACUUGAUCCGCUCGUAGACCUUGCUGGAUCAAGCGACACGGAGUGUUCUCGAUAUGCCAGCAUGACACUGGCUAACGUAUCAGCACAUCGUCAAAACCGCCUCGUAGUCGUAGAGCGGCAUGCUCUUCAACCUCUGCGGGCGCUGUGCUUGUCGCCUAAUCUCGAGUGUCAGCGCAGUGCUGCCCUGGCGCUCUACAACGUAUCGUGCGCACAAGCGAAUCAGCUGAAACUCGUUGAGGCAGGCAUCGAGUCGGCGCUAGUUCGACUGGCUGGAGCCAAAGACGGAGACUGCAAGCGUUACGCCACAAUGACGCUAUGUAACCUGGCAGCGAACAGCGAAACACGCUCAGCUGCAGCACGUGGCGGAGGAUUGCAAGCACUGCUACUAGCAGCGAAAGAUGCAGCUGACCCGACUGUGCGUCGAUACGCCUGCAUUGCGUUGUGCAACUUGGCGUGCGCCCCGCUUCUACAGGUCCAAGUGCUUGUUCACGGUGGUCUGGCUCCGAUUCUUGCGCUUACUGAGGACGAAGACGACGUAGAGAGCCAGCGGUUUGCUAUCAUGGCGCUGUCGAACUUGGCUGCGAACGAAAACAACCACGACCACAUGAUCAACCGAGGUGUAUUGAAAGUGGCGUUGCGACUGGGGCAGUCCAAGGACGAAGACAUUCGACUGUACGCUGCCUUCGCGUUGGCAAACUUCGCAGGAAACACGGCACAAUGCGCCGCUAUCGGAGACGAAGGCGGGAUCGCAGCGCUCAUUAUGUUAUCGCAUGCAGAGGACUCGAAUUCCCACACACUAGCUGUAUCGGCGCUGCGGCGUCUGUGUCAGUUCUCGGCUCAGAACCGCGGACGUAUUGUACGUGGCGGAGGUUUACCGCCAUUAGCGAUGGCUGGCAUGUCGGAGGAACUCGAGACGCAGCGAGAAGUGGCCGCUACGUACUGCAAUUUGUCGCUUAGUGACGAGUACAAGGUCGAGAUCGUCGAGCAAGGAGCUCUGCGACCGCUUAUCAAGCUGGCCCAGUCCUCCGAUCUCGAAGUCGCAAGACAAGCGUGUGGCGCACUCGCUAAUCUGGCGGAACAUCUCGAUACGCACUCUCACUUCGUGGCAGAGCGCAGUGGAGACUUCUUGAUCGCUCUGAUGAAACACCGAAACGAGGAAAUCCACCGAGAAGCGUCACGUACGAUCGCCAAUCUGCUGUCCAGCUUUGAGCACCACACGGAUAUGAUCGCUGACGGUCUUCCGGGUCUUGUUCAUCUUGGCUUAUCGCUGGACCCGGAGUGUCAGUACAACGCGGCGUUGGCAUUGCGCAAACUCGCUCCAAACUUCGCGAGCCAUCGUGGGUUAGUGUAUGAAGGCGGACUGAAGACUCUGUUCUUCCUACUGCACGCUAAAGAGCUCAAUACGCGUCGGCAGAGCGUCCUGGCGUUGCGUGAUCUAGCAGCGAACAGCGAGUUCCGACGCAAGUACGUGGAAGAAGGAGGACUGAACGCUCUUGUCACCUUCUUACGAGACGUGGACGCGUCACUUCAAGCCCCUGCAGUGGCCGCGUUGCGUCAUUUGACGUCGUCGGCUUCUCACCCAGAGAUCAAGCAGCAAGUCGUCGACGAAGGAGCUCUCCGCCCCGUGCUGCGAUGUCUGAACACGAAUCCUGGCGCGAAAGGGCUACGCGAUCUGCAGUGCCAGUGCGUGGGGUUGAUCGCGAAUGUGUCCGAACACCCCACGAACCAGCAGAAAAUUGUGGCGGAAGGUUUGACGAGUGCGCUCGUUGCGUUGGCCAAAGUGGCUCAAGACAGCGCGGAGAUUCUGCAAGAUGUGAGUCGCGCGCUGGCGAAUCUUUGCUCCAACGAGGAGAACCACCAAGCCGUGUACAAGCAAGGAGCUUUGUUGAGCCUCAUCCAGCUUACCGAGUCUGCAGAUGACGUCACGCAGCGGUACGCCGCGAUGGGCCUGCGCUUCUUGUCCGCCAACCCGACGAUCCGCGUUCACAUCGUGCAAGAAUCGCUUCUCCAGCCGUUCAUCAGGCUGGCGCAGAGUCCGCUGCUGGAUUACCAACGCACGGCAGCUGCAGCCUUCUCGAGUUUCUCUCUGAAUGAGGAGAACAAGUUGAAGCUGGUUCGUGACGGCGGCUUGGCUCAUAUUCUCCGCUGCUGCGCCUACGACGACCUGGAAGUGAAGCGAGAUUGCGUCUUCGCUCUCGCGAACGUGGCCCGACUCACUGGAGCACCAACUGGAUCACACGACGACGCACGCGUACAACGAGACUGCGCGCGAGUGUUCGCUUCCUUGUCCGUGACGAACUCGGUCAAGUCGGAGCUGGUGCGUCAGGGCGCGCUGCCGUCUCUGUUCCGUCUCACGCGCUCGCUGGAUGUGGCUACACAACGGUUUGCCACAUUAGCGAUCUGCAACGUCGCUUCCUCGGGCGACGACAAGGCUUUCAUCGUGGAGCAAGGAGCUGUUCGUCCUCUGACGCAUCUCAUCCGGUUCCCUGACGCACAGAUCCAGCGGUACGCAGCGUUGGCCCUCGCAGCUCUGGCACUGGGUGGAAUGGGCAACAAUAAGCUUCGGCUGAUCGAGGAAGGUGCGGUGCCUCCAUUGAUCGAUCUCCUGCGUUAUCCAAGCGCAGACGUGCAGCUUUGUGGCUGUUUGGCGCUGAAUGCCUUGACAUUGGGCAAGCAGAGCGUGACGAAGGUCUCGGUGAUGCAGAGUGGCGGACUGCUGCCUCUGCUGGCGCUACUAGCGUCUGCAGACGAGGAAUGUGUUCGUUGCGCGCUCUACUGUCUCGGCUCGUUGGCCGAAAGCAAAGAUGUGCUACAGAAACUGGUGGAGCUGGGCACGCUGACCCACGUGAUCGCAUUGACCAAGUGUAUCGACACGGAGACGUUGAGGAACUGCGGAUACAUCCUCGCUCUGGUGGUGGAGCAGCAGACAGACUACCAUGACGAUCUGUACCGUGAAGGAGGCCUGGACGCGGCCAUCGCCUUGGCUUGUGUCGAGGACAUGGAGUGUCAGGAGUACGCCACCUUCACGCUGGCCCACUUGGCUUCCAACCGAGAGUACCAAGUUCGUCUUGUCGAGCGUGGAGCCUUACGUCCACUCAUCGCCAUGAUGUCGGUGCAUGCCGAGCCGCGGCAUUACGCUGGCCUCGCACUACUCAAACUAGCAGACAACUACGAGAACCAUCUGCGUAUCGCCGAGGAAGGAGGCAUCCAGGCUCUGCUACGUAUCGCUCGAGCUCGAUCUACAGACGAGGAGCUGCAGUACAAGGCGUCGCUCAGUUUGGGACAAUUAGCCAGCAACGCUACUCGGUCUCUACCCAACCACACGACUCUGAAAUCGGGUGACGCGCUCAUCGGCACGAGUGUCAACAAGAUGGCUCAACUCACACAAGCGGUGGCUGCCAAGAAAGCCGCAAAGGACAAAACCAUGCAGUAUCUCGACGACAAACUCGCUCGCGAAGCAGUCAAAUAG
Molecule: messenger RNA, 11112 nt
Organism: Phytophthora infestans T30-4
Lineage: Eukaryota; Oomycota; Peronosporomycetes; Peronosporales; Peronosporaceae
Product: vacuolar protein, putative
Exons: 2
Coding region: 1-11112 (3703 amino acids)
Biological process (GO): nucleus-vacuole junction assembly
Molecular function (GO): protein-membrane adaptor activity; protein binding
Source: RefSeq, a predicted model, not a curated record